This is a messenger RNA of Physcomitrium patens, 631 nucleotides long. Its product is annotated as large ribosomal subunit protein P2y. Gene Ontology annotation, cellular component: cytosolic large ribosomal subunit; ribosome. The record is from RefSeq and is a predicted model, not a curated record. Gene Ontology annotation, molecular function: structural constituent of ribosome. Gene Ontology annotation, biological process: cytoplasmic translational elongation; translation. NCBI's taxonomy places the organism in Eukaryota, Viridiplantae, Streptophyta, Bryopsida, Funariales, Funariaceae.
CGGAGUCUCUCUCUUUGCCAGCGCUUGCGAGGUCGUAUCUGCUCUUGCGCAGCUCAUUCUUCCAUCCUCCUUCUCGUAAUCUGCGUCUGCUAAAAUGAAGGUGGUCGCUGCAUACCUUUUGGCCCUUCUGGGAGGCAACUCCGCCCCCACGGCGAAGGACAUUGAGUCUAUCUUGGGUGCAGUCGGUGCUGAGGCAGAUGCGGCUAGAGUAAGCCUAUUGUUGAAGGAGCUCGAGGGAAAAGAUAUCUUGGAAGUUAUUGCAGCAGGAAAGGAAAAGUUCGCAUCCGUACCCUCAGGUGGAGGUGGCGGUGUUGUGGUGUCUUCUGCAGGCGCUGGUGGCGGUUCUGCUGCCCCUGCUGCCGAGGAGAAGGAAGAAGCCAAGAAGGAGGAGGAGAAGGAAGAGUCAGAUGAUGACAUGGGCUUCAGUCUGUUUGACUGAGCUGCAUUUGGAUCAUGUUCGCUCAGUGCUAUCCUGACGGCUAGGUUUUUUUGUUUUGUUGUCAUCCUUAACCAGCUGCUACCACAUGUGGGACCCCUUAGAGAGGAAAGCAUCUCUGUACCAUGAUCCUGGGUUUGACACGAAGAAGUUAAAUUGUCCGGCCUGAAAAUUUUCUGGUUUUGUUCCCUUGCA